This is a messenger RNA of Rotaria sp. Silwood1, 1311 nucleotides long. The record is from the annotation of a GenBank genome assembly. Lineage: Eukaryota; Metazoa; Rotifera; Eurotatoria; Philodinida; Philodinidae.
AUGAAACAUUUUUCAUCAAGUCUCGAAGAAAAUGAAGAUUAUUCCGAUGUUGAAUCAAUCAAAUCGAAAGCUAGUCCACCUAAUAUAACUUGGCAACAUACAUGGUCAUUUAAUGAAACAAAAAAUGCACUGACACAAUCUGUAUUUGCUAGAAUUCCAAGCGAAAUCAUGUUACGCAUAUUCAAAUUAUUCUCUGUACCUGAUUUAUGUAACGUAUCAUUGGUUUGUCGACGAUUUAAAAUGAUUGCUGAUCAAGAUGAAAUUUGGAAAUUGAAAUGCAAUUCAUCGAAAAAAAUAUAUUCAAAAUCAUUCAAACAAAUUUAUCUCGAUUGGAUUUAUAUGAAAUGUUUACGCAAUGCAAAACUACGGGCGAUGAGUGACUGGUUCCAUUCUGCAUGUGACAUGAUUCUACUACCUUCAUAUUCAUGUCAUAUUCGACCGACUGAUAAUCAACAGUUUGAAGCUAUUGGUGGAUUUCACCAACAUCCGAAUUCAUCAUCAUCUAUGGCUAUCGAAUUAUCAGUUGACAUUGAAAAAACAGCUCCAGAACUUAUUCAAUUGCUAGAGAAAGCGUCGCAAUUUCAACAACAAUGGCAACAACCAUCGAUUGUAAAACAUAUGAUAACAAGAUAUUAUAGAUUUAUGCAACUGAAAGCAUCUCACCCAUCAAAUAUUUUACUUGUUCCAACUUUUGAUAUUGAAAUUGUUUGGCAAACAAACCUUUUACGGCCAGCAAUGUAUCAAGCCGAUUGUCUUCGUUUAUUUCGUCGAGUUAUUGAUCAUUCAUUAUUAAUCUCUGAUAUUGAAAAGUUUUUGAAAGAUCAAGCAUUUCGAGAUACAUGUCAACUAUACGAACAACAAUUUGGUGAUUUAAUUACGGAUGGAAAAUGGCUUGAUUUAUGUAAACAAUUUAUGUCAAGAGCAUUAAAAACAGCUCAUCUUGACGGCUAUCAUCAUAUUUGGUCAAGCGGAAUUGAUCUGCAACCUGGAGCAAUCAAUCGACUAAAAAAAUCAUAUGAACGAUUUUUGUAUAUAGCAGCUAAAUAUCCUUUAAAAGAUGGUCACGAAUUCAUACGUCCAACAUAUGCGAUCGACAUCAUGUGGCAUUCUCAUAUGCAAGAACCAUUAAACUAUGUCGCCGAUUGUGUUCGAAUUGUUGGCUAUGUCAUCUAUCAUUCUCCGUGGCCAAUAAAUAAAGAUGAUACAAAGAAUAAAACAUGUAUUCAAGCGAAUAAACUUUGGAAAGAUGAAUUUAAAGUUGAUUUAAUGAUAGAUCAUCUAUUUAAUACAAUUGAUGACAAACUCGACUAA